This is a messenger RNA of Gambusia affinis (western mosquitofish), 5942 nucleotides long. Its product is annotated as von Willebrand factor A domain-containing protein 5A-like. The transcript has 11 exons. The record is from RefSeq and is a predicted model, not a curated record. The coding region runs from base 144 to 1655 and encodes 503 amino acids. Lineage: Eukaryota; Metazoa; Chordata; Actinopteri; Cyprinodontiformes; Poeciliidae.
AAGAGGCGUGACUGUGACGCCGUGCGAGACAUGAGUAAAUAACAGACACUGAAACUUGAAGGAUUCACAAGAAAACUUCCUUCGGAAGCGCUGACUGCUCCUGUCUCCUGAAUACAAGCACGUUGUUAUAAAGUUCAGGAAGGAUGUCCAACCUAUUUUGUCUGCUGACCACUGAAAAAGAUUCAGUUCCUCUGAAGAGCAUCGAUGUUCUGCUGGAGGUGAAGGACCAUGUGGCUACUCUGGUCUCCACUCUGAACUUUCAGAAUAAGGAGGACAAACCUCUGGAAACCGUGUUUGUCUUCCCUCUGCCUGGAGAUGCUGCUGUGUGUCAUUUCAGUGCUCAGAUUGGAGAAACACACAUUGUAGCUGAGGUGAUGGACAGACAGCAGGCUCGGCAGGUGUAUGAUGACGCUGUGAGCUCUGGUCAGAAGGUAUUCGAAUUGGAGGAGAGUGAUGAGAGUCCAGAUAUUUUCUCUCUGACCCUGGGCAAUCUGCCUCCAGGAGAGAGCGCCUCCAUCAGGCUGGAGUACGCCACUGAGCUGGCUGUGCAGGCUGAUGAUGGGCUGAGGUUCUGUCUGCCUGCUGUGCUCAACCCUCGAUACCAACCUCAGGGUAGUGAAGGUCCCAGUGUCCAGGUGACCGCAGUACCAGCCUCUCUGGUGCCCUACAGUCUGUCCUUUUCUGCCAGAGUGUCCUCUCCUCGUCCAGUCUCUAAAAUAGAGUCCAAUUGCUCUCUGGAGCCUCUUCAGUAUCUCAACGCUGAUCAAACUCAGGCCACGGUGAAGUUGGGUACAGGACACAAGUUUGACAGAGACAUUGAGCUACUGAUUUAUUACAAAGAUGCCCACCGGCCCUCUGCUGUGGUGGAGGCAAGACAGGCCUCUGCCAGACCUGGCACACUGAUGGGUGAUCCAGUGGUAAUGGUGAGCCUGUAUCCUGAAUUUCCUGAAUCUGUGAUGUCUAAUUUCACAUCCUGUGGAGAGUUUGUGUUCUUACUGGAUCGAUCAGGGAGCAUGGAUUUCCCGACAUAUUGUGGAAGUCGUCAGAGUCGCAUUGCCAGUGCCAAGGAUACACUGAUGCUCCUGUUGAAGAGUUUACCCAUGGGCUGCUAUUUCAAUAUUUAUGGUUUUGGAGAUCAUUACGAACAAGUCUUCCCCAAAAGCGCAAAGUACAAUCAGAAGAACCUUAAACGGGCUUUGAAAAAAGUUGAGGAGAUGGGCGCUAAUCUGGGAGGAUCGGAGAUCCUGGAGCCUCUGCGACAAAUUUACAGACAGCCCUGUAUUCCUAAACAUCCCAGACAACUCUUCGUCUUCACUGAUGGUGAGGUGAAUUACACAAAAGCUGUUCUGGAUGAGGUGAAGGAACACUCUGAAUUUCACAGGUGUUUCUCUUUUGGGAUUGGAGAAGGUGCCAGUUCUGAACUCAUCAAUGGGAUGGCCAGAGAGGGAGGAGGACAUGUGGUGAAUGAUGCAUUUUUAUCUUUUACAGGAAGAUGGAAACAUCUUGCUGAUAAAACCUAUGCAAGUGACGACAGAUCAAUCCAACCCCUUAUAUUUUACCAUGAAUUUACUGAACUGAGGUCAUCAGAAAUUAAACUUUGUUCAUUUUCAGUCAUUUUCUUGCUUUUACUCGUCAAUUUGGAAUAUUUGAUAUAAUUUUCUUAUUCUAAAUAUCUCAAAACAAGAUUUCCAUUAACAAUAUUCAAUUAGAGUAGAAGUGCUUAGUUUUUUAUAUACAUGACAGACGUGUUAAGACUAUUGGCUAUUUAAAACUAUUGGCACCCUUGAUAAUUUUUUUUAUCGGGGUAAAUUUAUUUAUUUACAUAAAAAAAUGAAAUAAAUGAAUUUGUCUGUUAUCUCAUAAAAUUAAUCCCAAAUUGAAAAUGUCACAGAAAUUCUCCCACUGUCACCAUUUUCUUUUUUUACCACACUCGCCAACUUCUUCACUUUGGACAGGUUUAGAUGUGUUUUGUUGCAGAUAUUUAGGAUGAUCAACACACAACCACCGUACUUAAAUGACAAGUUCUCCUAUGUUUCCACUUUGGAACAAAGUUAGCCUACUUGUUAUAAACCUGAGGAAAAGAUGAAGAAGUGAACUGUAUGAAAAAAUUAAUUGCUGUGCUACAGCUCCAUUUACUUGUGAAGGGUGUCAGCAGAAAGUGAAAGUAGGGUCACCUGGAUCAUGGAAGGGCACAAGCAGAAAGGUGCCAGGCUGCUCUGCACGGCUCUGGAUGAUGGAGUGAGCCCUGAGUCGGGCGGCGGUGAUCUCCUCAAACAUGCUGCCUGUGGUGUCCAUGACAAACACCAAAGCUGGAGCCUGCCUCACAAUGAAGAGCCUGUCAGUGGAAGUUUGUCAUUGAUUCAUACAGUAGUACUGAGAGAACUGCAUUAGGCGUUUGUAGCAUUUCAUAGGAUUAGUCUCAGCGUACUUGAGGAAGGCCUUAGGGCCCACAGUGUCUUUAAGAUCUCUCAGGGCAGUCUGGGUAGCUAUGGCAGCCAAACCUGCAGCUUCCACAUGGAGGUAAUGGUGAGGGGAGAACAUUAAUGAGGUGCUGUCUUUGUUUAUCCCCCUCUGGAGCUCAGAAGACUACUUUUGUCAAAAAUGCCUCCAUGGCUGCAUUUGCCUGUAAGAGAAAGGUUGGUUCUGCUGAGGUUCACAGGCUGACCAAGAAGAAUGAAUAAAUACCUCUCAAUGAAAAAAAAAAAAAAAAAAGAAUCCACUGAACUGCAGGUGUAUGAACUUUUACCUUUAGGCUUAAAGGGAAAAGAGCUGCUGGUGUACCCGGUGGUGAGCAGGUUUGAGUUUUUCAGAGUCGGUAGGAGAUUGUUUCUGCAGGUAGGAGUGAAGCAGUCCUUACAGGUCGGUGUAUCUUCUGCCAGCAUAACAAACAAACACAUUUUCAGAUGGAACUAAACUAGUUGAAACACAGAUGAUAAAUUUUUAUUCCUCAUUAUUCAAAAAUAACUAUUUAGUGCCUCUUUUUAAUGCAAUAUAUGCUGUGAAGGAACUCUUUAUUGACACACAAAGUAGAAUACUAUGGUCAUCAGAAGUACUAAGUACCAUUGUGAAAGUGUGUCAUGUUACUGGUCAUAACAAGCAACAAAAUUCAUUCAUUUCAAUUCCAGUUGCAAAUAUCACUGACAUCACACUGUAGUUACAAGAAGCUCCAUGUGUACUUUUCUAUCUUUCAUUAUAAAUUAUAUUUUAUUUUAUUAUAUAUGCAGAAUAGAUAAAAAAAAACAUACAUUGGUAUUUACAAAUAGCAUUAAUAGAAGACACAUUUAUCUUGAUGUCAGUGACAUUUUUAUCAUAUUGAAGAUCUGAACAGUUUACCUUUAGCUAAAGGAAAAGCAGGCUCAUCUGGCUGCAGGAGAUGCAGGUAAACUGAUUUUUUGCCCAUCUCCACCCAGUUACUAUGACGGUAGAAAUCCUGAUAUAAAGAAAUUGUUUCACCAUUAAGAAAAAAAAACUUUUAAUUUUCCAAAUAGCUAUUAACAAAAAUGAAAAGAAUAGAAACUGUGAGGAGGACAGUAUUAUGAUUAUCAGGUUCAGUUUGUACCUGUAAGGCAUGGGACAACUGGCCCAAGCUGUGACGGGCGCUCGCGUACUCUUUGGCUCGUACUGAGAGAAUAAUCUGAGUCCAGAACUCCCGAAGCUUCGCAAUAGAGUCGUCAAUUCUUUCUGAGUCAAAGUGGUAAACUGGGUUAGCUCCAGUGGCACUCUUCAGGUCCAUGUUUGCGUUGGAGUUCACCACUUCUCUCACGGCUCUCCAGAAUCCACGGCCAAGGUAAAUCUGUGAGUAAAAAAAGAUUUGUUGCCUUCUGGUGAUUUGUAAGCUGAUAUAUUGUUAUCACAAUCUCUUCUUAUUUAAAGAGAAAAUAAACAAAGUCAACAUAACCUCACAUUUUCCUCUCCUUGGAGGUUUUGCUGUUUUGUGGUGUCCCUCAGGACCUCCAGGGAAACUUUGAUGAUGGCCUGUUCUGUGAUGUACUGGUGUGUGUAUGAGUCAAAGGACAGAAUCAAAACUUUGGACCAGAAGUUGGGAAAGAACCCCAUGCAUGGUGACACCAGGAACAGAAGACACAGCAACAAGGACCAGAACAUCGGUCUCUGACGUCUGCCGCAGGUUCCUCUAUCUUGUGACAUAAUGAGUCAGUAGGCAAGAAUGUUUAGAGGCAAGAUUUAAAAUUCAGACAGACACUUAGCAAAUUAUCCAUUCUCCAAAAAUGUGACUGGAUCUGCAGUUUGGAAGAAGAACACCAACAACAGGGUUUGCAUCAACAUGUUGAUUAUCACCAAAUCAUAUUGUUCAAUAAGAUGUUUCCUUUUUAUGUGUUUAUCUUCCUCGUCCCACUUCCACUCAUUCCUGUUCUUGUUCUCAGCCUUUUGUUCUUAUUGUUCUCAGUUUGUUUGUAACAAACACCAUGAGCUGGGAUGUUCUCACACAGUCUCAUGCUUUGUUUCAGAUGGUAGAGGAAAAAUAACAAAGGAAUGACAACCAAGAUAUGAACUUUGAAAAAACUUUGUUGCCCUUGAAUAAGAGUUUGAAUGAUGCUGCUGGUUCUUCACUUUGUUUCAUACUGUUUCUUACCACGAGGCAGAAGAUCUCAUUUUGCAGCCUCCCCAUUGUAGCCUCCUGCUCCUUCUAGCCCCCAUUAAUCCAUGGUGCAUUGAUUCAAUACAAUAGGGUUGCAUAUAUUACCAACCGGGGUGUUCAGGCUAGGCAUACCCCAACCCCCCUCCAUACCCUCCAACCAUCACUCUCAGUUUUUCUCACAAGAUGAAAAAGAAAACACUGCUUGUCAAAAACCUUAACUCCCAGACAUGAAGCCUGGGCGCAAAUUCAAACUGGAAGACUCUUUAGCCCCACCUGGCUCGUCCUAUCGGAGCAUCCCGCCCAUCACCGCUGUCCUAUCAACGCUGGACCAAGCCACGUCACGUCCAAUCGCCUUCCAAGGCCCAGCUGAAAAGGACCUCCAUCCAUGGCGUCUUCCGCAUCCCAACCGCGCUCAACCCUCCUCCACCCCUUCUCCACCUUCCCUCGCCCAGAUCCUCAAGCUCGCAUCCUUCUCCGACCUCCACCACCAGGGUCGGGUCCCGGGGGGAUGACAUUCCUAUCCUACAUCGGGAAUGCUCAUCCGAGCUUAUUGCAAUUCACAGCUUGAUGACCACAGCCGGGGCCCGAGCGCCAAAGAACUUUAAAUUCAUGUCUGUCAAUAAACCUUGUUAAUCGCUGUUCAUUUUCUCUGUCUGAGUCUCUCCAGAUUGAAAUGUUUCUCCUCUCCAUGUUCCCAAAGCUGAUGUCUAGGUUGUUUAAGACAAAACAGAAAAUGAUAAUCCUUUUUGUCUUUCUUGUCAGUUAAUAUCACUUUUCAAGAGGAUUGGUUGAUUUAAAAAAGAGAAGAAGGACCUCACAAAUACUUUUGAAUUAAGUGCCAAAAAAAAAGAUUUUAGGAGUUGUGAGUGAGGGAGGUGAAGUCUGCUAAACCCCAGACUUUACUGGAAAUCGGAUUUCAGUAAUGGUUUCCUGUUUUGAAAUGUGUCUAGUUUUCCUGUUGAGCUACUUUUGGGUCUGUCUUUGCAGUCAACCCAGUUCAACAACAAUAUGGUUUCUGUAAACCAGAAACUCCAUAUUUCAAAUGUAACAAUUAAUGCUAUUCGUUCUCUCAAAAAAGCCAAGAACCUCAGAAGGUGUAAGAAUACUGCAUUAUAAAGCACUCCGUGUAUUGUUUUCCAUAAGGAGAUUGUCCUAUGUCCCCAUUUAUACUUUUUUUUUUUUGUUCAUUUUUGUUUGAGCUCUGUGGUGCUGUAUUUCCCCCUCUGUGCUACAAGGACGUGGUCUGUCAACAAAAUACAGUAAAGCUAAAAAUUUGAAUGUUGUCAUUAGAUAAUCUUUGACAGCUACAACAUAUAAUUCUCAAUAAAACUACUGCUGAAUCUAG